Castor canadensis (American beaver) is the source of this 5726-nucleotide messenger RNA. RefSeq names its product nucleoredoxin (gene Nxn). Lineage: Eukaryota; Metazoa; Chordata; Mammalia; Rodentia; Castoridae. Gene Ontology annotation, molecular function: thioredoxin-disulfide reductase (NADPH) activity. The record is from RefSeq and is a predicted model, not a curated record. Gene Ontology annotation, biological process: negative regulation of protein ubiquitination; negative regulation of Wnt signaling pathway. Gene Ontology annotation, cellular component: nucleus.
CUGCGCGGACCAGCGAGCCGGGUAGCCGCCGCCAGCUCGCCCGCCCGCCCGCCCUCCCGCGUGCCUGGGCUGUGGUGGGCCAGGAUGUCGGGCUUCCUGGAGGAGCUGCUGGGCGAGAAGCUGGUGACGGGCGGUGGCGAGGAGGUGGACGUGCACUCGCUGGGCGCCCGAGGCAUCUCGCUGCUCGGGCUCUACUUCGGCUGCAGCCUGAGCGCCCCCUGCGCGCAGCUCAGCGCCAGCCUGGCCGCCUUCUACGGCCGCCUGCGGGGGGACGCGGCGGCUGGCCCGGGAGCCGGGGCUGGGCCGGGGCCGGGGGCCGGGGCGGCCGCGGAGCCCGAGCCACGGAGCCGCCUGGAGAUCGUCUUCGUGUCUUCGGACCAGGACCAGCGGCAGUGGCAGGACUUCGUGCGGGACAUGCCGUGGCUGGCGCUGCCCUACAAGGAGAAGCACAGGAAGCUUAAACUUUGGAACAAAUAUCGAAUCUCCAACAUUCCAUCGCUCAUAUUCUUAGAUGCCGCCACGGGGAAGGUUGUGUGCAGGAACGGGCUCCUGGUGAUCCGAGAUGACCCGGAAGGUCUGGAAUUCCCUUGGGGACCUAAGCCCUUCAGGGAAGUCAUUGCAGGACCCUUGCUUAGAAAUAACGGGCAGUCUCUGGAGAGCAGCAGUCUGGAGGGGUCUCACGUGGGAGUCUAUUUCUCUGCACACUGGUGUCCGCCCUGUCGAAGCCUCACCCGAGUGCUGGUGGAGUCCUACCGGAAAAUCAAGGAGGCAGGCCAGGAGUUUGAGAUCAUCUUUGUUAGCGCUGACAGGUCAGAGGAGUCAUUCAAACAGUACUUCAGUGAGAUGCCCUGGCUCGCCGUCCCCUACACUGAUGAGGCCCGGCGGUCACGCCUCAACCGGCUUUAUGGAAUCCAAGGGAUCCCCACGCUCAUCGUGCUGGACCCACAGGGGGAGGUGAUCACGCGGCAAGGACGGGUGGAGGUGCUCAAUGAUGAAGAAUGCAGGGAGUUCCCGUGGCACCCGAAGCCUGUGCUGGAACUCUCCGACUCCAAUGCCGUACAGCUCAAUGAGGGCCCCUGCCUCGUCCUGUUUGUAGAUUCUGAGGAUGAUGGAGAGUCUGAGGCAGCCAAACAGCUGAUUCAGCCAAUAGCUGAGAAAAUCAUUGCCAAGUACAAAGCCAAAGAGGAGGAGGCACCACUUUUGUUCUUUGUGGCCGGGGAGGAUGACAUGACUGACUCCCUGCGAGAUUACACCAACCUGCCUGAAGCUGCCCCCCUGCUCACCAUUCUGGACAUGUCGGCCCGAGCCAAGUAUGUGAUGGAUGUGGAGGAGAUCACCCCUGCUGUUGUGGAGGCCUUUGUGAACGACUUCCUAGCAGAAAAGCUCAAACCAGAGCCCAUCUAGUGGGGCUCCAGCCUCCGGAGACAGUAUUUAAGACUGUUUUCUCCUCUUCCCCUACUCCCCCCAGCCCUUGGACUUUUCCAGCGUGUCCAGCCUCUCUGCAGUGCCUUGUUUCUGCGUUCACUCCUCAGCUAGCACCCGAGGGUGCGCCUCCUCACAGCAGCAGCAGAACCCACUGUUUGUGGACUGCUUAGGAUUCAUGGGGAUGGCAUAACCAGCCAGACCUGGGACUGCCACACAGAUCCAGGUCACUAGCUCCUGGUGAAGGACCUGCCAGGGUGUUCUUCUGCAGAGUAAGCAAGCAGGAAUGGUGGACUGGGGCUCUGGCUCUGCCUAUUGGGUCAGCACACACACCCAGAGCCCAAAGCAGCUAGAAAGGAACUGCUUGGUAUCAUGUAUACAUGCAGGUGGACGUGGUCUUUCUUGGUCUGAGGGAAAAACAGCAGCUUGUCAGUGGGUUCUGGGACAGGGGAACCUCCAAAUCUAAAAGGAAGCAUGUAAGGUGUUGUGGUGAGAAAAAUGAGUAGCUAAGCAAAUGGUUCAUAUAGUAAUUGCUUACUUUUAUUAAGCUCCUCCCAUGUGAUUAGAAUUUUUCAUUCUUUCAUCUCUUUCUUCCUCGCUCUUGACCUUCUCCAAGUUUCUGCCUGCUCAGACAGCUCCUGUAUCUUGGCAUUUUGUUACUGAAUUCUUCCCCUUGGACAUCUUCCCAAGAACUUGGCCCUGGGUUCCUAGAGGAGUGAUGCCCAGCCAGCCCUGUGCCUGAGGCCACUGGACCUCUGCUGAGACACCUGCACCCCCUUUCAUUACUCCUGUUCUUUUUCUUUUCCAAAGCAGAACUAAAAAAUGACAAGAAUUUAACAGGAGCCCAGCUUUUCCCUGAGAACCUGCAGAAGGAGCUGUGCCCAAGGGCAGAAGUGAGGGCAGAGGGCAUGUCAACUACAAGUAGGCUUUGUAUCUCCUUUGCUAGGCCUGGAUAGCUUGGGCUCUUAUUUGAACUGAAGUGACCACAAAAAGGGAAGCACCAGCUACAUUCUUAGGAUUUGGGGUGAAGGGCUUUGGUCUAGGGAUUUGCAGAGGUUUAGCCUGUCUCAAUCAGGUGUCAGGGGCUUUAAACAAUCCCAGGCCUUAUCCUCAGCUCCACUCAGUGCUCUGCCAACCAAAACCAUUUAUUAGGAAAACCCAGCUCUUCCCAAUAAGCUGUUGACACUGUUAUUCCUUGCUGAAUUGGAUUGUUGAUUUGUAGUUCAGAGGUACAAAAUUAGUUGGUAAUUAGCCUAUUUGAUGUUGCCAACCUGAAAUACAAUCAUCUAGAAAGAAAUAAAGCAGGCAUCUCUGGACAUUAUCACCCACUUGGCCUUUCCUGUCUUUAAUAACAACAAUCUUUUCCCCGUGAAUGCUUUACUGGGGGUGGGCAGUGUGGGAAAGUAGGACAUAGAGAACCUCUGGGAGUUUUGUUCCAGAAUUUUCAAAAAUCUCAAGAACUGGGGCUGGGGACAGAGCUUAGUGGUAAAGUGCUUGCCCAGCAUGUACAAGGCCCUGGGUUCAAUCCCCAGCACUGAAAGGGAAAAAAAAGAAAAACAAAACAAAAAUAGGGCCAUCUGUCAAAUCUUCUUGGUUUCCAGAAGGCAGGAAACGUGUUUACUUGUGCCAGACACAGAUCCCUUGUGGAGCUCUGGCCACAUCUCCUAGUUUGACUUGGCACUGGAUGGAGGGUGAAUUUCCAGAUUAUGGAAUUGCUAUGGACAUUCUUGCUCUUUCCCUCCUUCCAGCACUGAACCUGGAGAAGGCUUCAUCAGAAACACGGGGAAGCACACAUGGGUCUCUCUGUCAUGACAAAGUUGGGGAUGCCAUGCUUACCACUAUGCAAACCAAACCAAAAUACCCGUGCAUGUGAUUGAGAUGCAUGGUGAUCAGCUUCCUCUCCAGAAGUCGGGUGUAUGCUGCUGUUGCUCCUCCUUCCCACCACUUGUCCAUGCAAUCAGUGGCUGUCACUUAUUCCAGCACAGGAAUCCAACGUUGCUUUUUUGCAUCAGUUGAGCUUCAAGUGGUAAUUUUCAGCCAGACUUUGUUUUUUCCUGUUGCCUAAUUAAAGACCCUAAAAAGCUGUUCCCCCUCCUGCUGCCGUGCUCAGGGAUGCAAACCGAAUCCAGCAAUGAGACAGACUGCAGGAGACAGCCCUGGACCAGGCUGUGGGACCUAACAUGCUGCUGCAUUGGUUAGCAUAGAGAGAAACCCCUGUACUGGGAAGAGCCUGAGUGAGCUUCUGCCCCGCACUGUUCCAGUCAUGCAGGGCAGACAUACUCUGUAUACAGUGCUAGUUCUCUGGCCAGUCUGAACAGGCCCAUGCUUGCCCAACAGCCCUGGAAUGCCACAGUGGUACAGACCUUGGAGUUGGCAAUACACAGGGAUAGCAGAAGUUCAGGGGUGCCCCCUCUAGCUCCUCUGGGUACAGCCUUAAGAGCCAAGGACUGACCUGAGGGCGCUGAGCCUAUGAGGAUCUUUCAAGCUUGUCCUGAAAUGGUUGUAUUAAAGUGAGCACCUUACCUACAUCCCUCAUUGCCAAUGUCAACAGGGACAAGAGCAUGCCGUUUCCUCCAAGCAGGAAAGAUUCUUGGGGACAAAUCACAUGGCUAUUGACUGCAAGCUUGAUAUUGGUGGCUAUGGCUGAUAAGCAUGUGUGGUGAUGAAAGAGUUUCCAGAAACAAAAGUCUGUCUGUAGCACUGCAUUUUGGUUCUGCUUCGUUUGUGGGAUUUCUCCUACUGAGAGAAAUAGAGCAUAAUGAUGUCCUAGGCACACCUCACCCAUGAAAGGAUGAAGUAGGUAUACUCCCUUUUUCAAGGUAUACAUGUGGCUUACCCCUGUGUUUUGGAUUACUUCCCAGGGCAGGAAAUGUGUCAGUAGGUGUGGGUGGAACUCAUUCUGAGGGACAGUUUGGUUUCCAUUAAAUACAGUGCCAACUCAUGGAGCCAACAUCUCUACAGACCGACACGCAACCCCAAGCUGGCGGCAGUAGUCUCAAGUCUUGAUUCCUGGGUGCUCGUAUCUCAUACAGAGGACCAUCAGGUGAACUAGAACUAAGACACUAGGAGACAUGAUCUUAGGACCUACAGCCAAAAAAAUUCAGUCUCUCGUAGCUGUAAGACGAUGCAGAGGUCCCAAUCAAUCAAGUGCCCCCACCAAGCUUGUAAUGAAUGUGUGCCUCCUUUCCCAUCCCACCCCUGUAGAGCAAGAGAGCCUGAGACCAGAUCUGGCUACAGCCACCACUCUUUCUCUUCCACAUCUGUUCUCGCCUUUCAUUUUGAGGAAGUUGCAGCAUUGCCGACAAACCUUCGAAGAGCUGGCUUCAGCUGAACCAAGAAAUCCCAGGAUUGGGCGUUAGCGCAGAACCAAUCCCAUCCAGAACACAUUCAAGUUCUCAACCAUACUUGUCUGUUGGAUUUGUGUGUGUGUGGUACUGAGGUUUGAACUCAGGGCCUACACCUUGAGCCAUAUCACCAGCCCUUUUUUCUUUUUUUUUUUUGUUUGUGGUACUGGGGUUUGAACUCAGGGCUUCAUACUUGCAAAGCAGGUACUCUACCACUUGAGCCACACCUCUAGUCCAUCUGUCAGGUUUCAAAUGCUCCCUGAGGUUUCCAGUGAGGACUUGGCUUGUGGUGGGGAUCUUAGCUGUUCAGGUAUAACAUGCUUCCUGUGUUCAGAGACUUGGUUCCUCCACUAAGUUGGUGUCUAGUUUAUUGCAUUGGUGCAUGCAUGGAGGAAGUAAGAUAUGGGAAUUUCAAAGUGGCAAAGCAUGAGUGCUUUCUUGAAAAAACAAGGUGAGCGUAAGUGGAGUUGCUCCACUGAGCAGCUGGGCAAAGGAGAGCCCUGGACCCUGAGCAACUGGUGAUCUUCAGCACUAGCUAGGGGCCCCUGAAUGGUACCGUUUCUGGUGUCUGUGGAGUGCUGGGGGUCACAACAGGGGAGCUAGAUGCAGCUCUGCUUGGAUGAAAGUAACACUGGAGUGCUAUGAUCCCUGGGGCAAGUGUUGAAAGGUCCAGAGAUGUUUCCCUGUGGUGACUUGAAUUUUCACCAGGAGCUGGGGGUGGAGGUGGGAAUCCACUCUCCCUGCCCUGCACUAACUGAAGGACUAUGUGUGCGCUCACAUUGGGACAUCAGCAUCUACCCAGAGCUGUUCUCUCAGAGGCUUGUUACAGGGAAGUGGCACUUGUUUUGCCUCUUCCCAUUUCUGUCUCUUCUCUCAUUUUUGGUCUAGUGUCCUGACUCUGACUCUUAAUUCUGCCGAUAUUAUGAGACCCAAGCUUGGAAAAUGCUCUUUGGCAGAAGA